Magnolia sinica is the source of this 3988-nucleotide messenger RNA. RefSeq lists its product as uncharacterized. Gene Ontology annotation, molecular function: zinc ion binding. Bases 291 to 3437 code for a protein of 1048 amino acids. The record is from RefSeq and is a predicted model, not a curated record. The transcript has 6 exons. NCBI's taxonomy places the organism in Eukaryota, Viridiplantae, Streptophyta, Magnoliopsida, Magnoliales, Magnoliaceae.
GUUGAGUAAGGCGGGGCCGCACCCAAUCGGCGCUCCCUCCUUCCAAACCCCGUCUUUUCGGAACCCUCACAAAGAAACGAAGAUUGGGAAAGAAACGAAAAAAUAAAAUUAAAAAAAAAAAUGGAAGCGGGCUUCAUAUUUCAGAAACCCUAGCCUCUUCGAGCGAGAAACCCUUCUUCUUCCCUUGAAAUCGCGGGAUUCUCAUUCUCCAAACCUACGUACGUCUCUCUCUGCACCGUCCAUCUGGUGGGCCGUACACUCGAUCGGUCACAGUUCAAAAAAGAACGAAGAUGGCUAGGUGGGAUGAGAUUUUGACGCUCCCAGUUCAAAACCCACCAAUGUUGGAAUUCUCUUCAUCCGAUAUUGUGUGGUCUAGAGUGGAAGGCUGGCGGGAUGCAAUUGAUAGAGUGGCUCUCAUCCCCUUCUCCAGAGUUGAUGACUUUGUGAGAGGAGAAUCCGCAAGCAAGGAUUGCCCCACUCGAUUUCAUGUUGAAGCAAGGAGAAGAAGGCCUCCUGAGAUGCCAUACAAGCCCAAGGUGGAUGGCAUUCUUGAAUACAUUUUGUACUGGUGUUCGUUUGGUCCGGAUGAUCACAGGAAGGGGGGAGUUGUUCGGCCCAGCAGGGUUUAUAAUUUAAAAAAGAACAAAACAUCCGGUCGGCCGAAUACAAAGAGAGGGUGUGUUUGUCAUUUCAUUGUAAAGCGUUUAAUAGCUGAGCCAACAGUUGCACUUAUAAUCUACAACCAGGACAAGCAUGUAGACAAGAAAGGGUUACCCUGCCACGGUCCAUUGGAUAAGAAGGCUGUUGGAACCCGUGCCAUGUUUGCUCCCUACAUCUCAGAUGAAGCUAGGCUCCGGGUUUUAUCUUUACUACAUGUAGGUGUCCCUGUGGAAACCAUAAUGCAGAGGCAUAACGAAUCGGUGGAGAAGCAAGGGGGCCCAUGUAACCGGGACGACCUUCUCACACACAGGUAUGUCCGCAGAUUGGAGAGGAGUAUACGGCGUUCCACAUAUGAAUUGGACCCGGACGAUGCUGUUAGUGUCAGCAUGUGGGUUGAAAGCCACAGAAAUCACAUUUUCUUUUACGAGGACUUCUCCGAUUCUGAACCUUUUGUUGUGGGCAUCCAAACAGAGUGGCAGUUGCAACAGAUGAUUCGUUUUGGCAAUCGCAGUCUCGUGGCGUCUGAUUCAAGAUUUGGGGAUAACAAAUUGAAGUAUCCUGUUCACAGUCUCCUUGUCUUUGAUUCAAACAACAAGGCAAUCCCCGUAGCCUGGAUCAUAACACCACGGUUUGCCAAUGCUGAUGCUGACAGAUGGAUUAGGGCUCUCUAUGAUAGAGUUCACUCAAAAGAUCCCAAUUGGAAAUUGGCCGGAUUUAUCAUUGAUGAUCCUUCAGCUGAUAUCCUUACCAUAAGGCAUGUGUUGCAGUGCUCUGUAUUGAUAUGCUUUUGGCGUGUACGCCAUGCCUGGCAUAAAAACCUUAUAGCCAAGUGUUCUGAUUCUGGGACACGUGUUGAGAUAUUGAAACGGCUUGGGCAUGCAGUAUAUAGCAUCUGCAAAGGAAAUGCUGAUCUGGAUUCCUUUGAGGAUUUCAUGGAAGAUUUUGUUGACUGCUCAGAGUUCUUGGAUUACUUCAAGGCGAUAUGGGUUCCGAGAAUGGGGACAUGGACCACUGCAUUGAAGACUCUUCCUCUGGCUAGCCAAGCAGUUUCCGCGGCCAUUGAGAGUUAUCAUCACCAAUUCAAGCUAAGGUUGUUGAAUGAGAAAGACACAAGUGCAUAUCAACGUGUUGAUUGGCUUGUUGAUAAGCUGGGUACCAAAGUGCAUUCCUACUACUGGCUUGAUGAGUAUUCAGGAAAGGAUGAUUUUGCUCGAUACCGAAAAGAUGAGUGGAAGAGUGGUUUAACUUCUUGGCAACGAGCAUUACAGAUUCCAGACUCAGAUGUUGUUGUGGAGUGUAGAUGUGCAAAAGUAAGUAGCCAGUUCAAUCGUGAAUAUGAGCAUGUUGUAUGCAACCCAGGUUCUGAGUUUGCAAUGUGUGAAUGUGAUUGGUCGAAGAUGGGCAACCUGUGCAAACACGUGAUCAAGGUGAGUCAAGUUUAUCGUGAUAGGGGUUUGGCCGCACCAUCUAUGAGUCUCUUCAAUUACAACCGCAUUUUGAUUAAUAUGCUCCACUGCCCGCCCCAUGAUUCUUUAAUUCGAGAUCAUGCGGUUUCCUUAGCUGUUUGUGCACAGAUUCAGUUAAAUGCAAUCUUCAAUCUGGAAAACAGCAAGAACUCCCCGUCUGUGUCAGCUCCCAUGGAGGAAGCAACAGUCAAUGGGGGAGUGCCCGCCAAUGACAUCCCGGAGAAGGGAGAUGAAGAGUUUAAUAAUGAUAGCCAAUGCACCGCCGCUAAUGCCUUUCCAAAUGGUGACGAGUCAGGAGUUCACAUAGUGGGUUCUGGUGAAAUUACAGACCAUCUGGGUGGCGGUGAUUACGGUAAUGUUACAAAGGAAAAUGUUACGGGUAACAUGAUGGACAUUGAUCUAGUCUCUGUCGAGGCAUCUCAGUCCAGGUUGUUCAAGCAACAAAUGGCAGAUGGGGCUGUACCUGCCAAUCAUGUAUUGGAGAACUGCGAUAAAGUUUUAAUGAAUGAGAGCCAUUAUACUGCUGAAAAUGCAUCUUCCAAUGGCGACGCCUCUGAAGUUCAAGAAGUGAUUUGUGGUGAAAUCAGAGAUGAUCUGGGUAGUGACGAGGCAGUUGGUGUUGCAGCAAGUGAUGGUGGUGUUUGUUGUAAUGUUAUGGCAGAUGAUAUGGUUACAAUGGAUGUCGAUCAGCCCUCUGUCGAAGCUUCCCAGUCCAGUUUGGUUGAGCAACGAACAGCCAAUGGGAGUGCACAUACCAAUGAUGCAUUAGAGAAUGACAAUAAAGUUCUAGUGAAUGAGAGCCACUGUACGGCUCAGAAUGCAUCUUCAGAUGCUAAUGGCUCCAAAGUUCAGGAAGCGAUCGGUGGUGAAAUUGGAGAUGAUUUGUGUAGUGAGAAGGCAGUUGGAGUUGCCCCAAGUGAUGGUGGAGUUUGUUAUAAUGUUAUAGAGGAAACUGGUACUGGCAGCAUGAUGGAUGUUGAUCCACUGCCCAUUAGAACCUCUUCAUCCUGUUCAGUUCCUGUCAAGCAACCCAUGGUCAAUGGCGGCUCAUCAGCCAAUGACAUCUCAGAGAAUGGUGCUCUUGAUCAUAGGGAUGAGCCUUCAAAUGAUGCUGAUUCCACCUCCAGAGAUAGGUGCCUAGAUCAUAUUGCAGAUGAAGUGCAUAUUGACCAGGCGAUUGAGGUUUUCGGUUGUGACAACGGUGUUUGUGGUGAUGAUGCAGUGGAGGCUGAAAGCAUCCGAACACCAGCUGUUGCAUCAGUUAGAAAUUCUAGUGACAGUGCCUCAUUUGAAGCUGUGCCUAGUGGCUAGUCCUGUAUAUGCUAUCUUUUGCGGCUGCAGUUCUGCAUCUGAUGGUGGUUCAAUCAUUGAUGUCUGAAAGGACCAAGGAUGGUAAUUAUAGAGUGGUGGGUGUUUUGACAAGCAGAAAUGAAGGUGAAGCUUGUGUUGACAGAUGAUAAUUAAAAUGGUGUAGAGAAAGGUGGUGAUGGACAAGCCACAACAAGCUUUUAACUGGGGUUGGAUUUCCUAUCAGUUGAUUGGCGUUGUUACUAGCAAAUGGCGGCAGGGUCCAUGACGCUGAAGGGAAUGAUUGGCAAGCCAAAAUCAGAAAUCCUCGUGGGGAUCCUACAGUGUUCAUAGAUCUAAAACAUCAUCGAGUUGACUCGGUAUCUGACUCAGUUUUAUUCAGAUUUCUACCAGAGUAGUUCUUUUAAACCUGGUUCCCUUGGAGGUAAGUUUCACCUCUUUGAUUGGGAGAAAACAGAUUUUCUUUUAGAGACAGCUGGGAUUUUGCAUUUGUUUAGCUCUGUAACGCAGUUUGUAGUUUUUUAAUCAUACGCAACUUCUCCAUUUUCACUGCA